This is a messenger RNA of Agrilus planipennis (emerald ash borer), 3178 nucleotides long. RefSeq names its product homeobox protein PKNOX1-like. The coding region runs from base 772 to 2157 and encodes 461 amino acids. Lineage: Eukaryota; Metazoa; Arthropoda; Insecta; Coleoptera; Buprestidae. Gene Ontology annotation, molecular function: RNA polymerase II cis-regulatory region sequence-specific DNA binding; DNA-binding transcription factor activity, RNA polymerase II-specific. Gene Ontology annotation, biological process: regulation of transcription by RNA polymerase II. The transcript is spliced from 6 exons. The record is from RefSeq and is a predicted model, not a curated record.
UAAAUUCGAUCCUUUCUGAUUUACGAUCAGAAAUGUGAACAAAAAUUUUAAAAUCGUUGGAUUUUUGAAAGUGUAAUUCUUAAUACUUAAAUGGUAUUCCGAAUGAACAUUAAACAUUCUGUUUAAAUCCAAAAUGGCGGUCGAAAUUUAAAGAUGAGAUACCAGGAUCGAGUAAGGUAUCAUAUUAAAGGGCUCAGCAUGCGUAUUCCUAAUCAAUUUUUUAUUUAUUUCUAAAAUACAUCCUUUUUGAUUUACGAUCAGAAAUGUGAACAAAAAUUUUAAAAGUGAUUGGAUUUUUUCGAAAGUGCAAUUCUUAUUUCCGUUUAAAUUGAAAGUGUUAAUUUAUUUCAACAUUUAAUUCAUUUGCAUGCUUGGAUAUAUCCAAGCUUCUAAGCAUUUUACUGUAGUAGGUGUCACGCAAGUAAACAAUUUAAAUUGCAAUCUGCAUUUGCUCGCCUAAUUACCAUAUCACCACGUAUCCACAGGUUGAAUAAUUCCUCGACAAAUAUUUACUCCUAGUUCUGGAUUAUGUUAUAUUAAUUAUCUAACGAAUGGCAUUUUCAUAAACACCUACGUAAUUUUUAUCAUGUGGACAGUUUAAUUUAUAUUUUUUUAUAUAAAGAUUUUCCCACAGACUCUUAUAUUUAACAGCAGUAUGUGUAUAAACAAUUGAGAAAAUUGCAUUUUGUUUCUCGUUAAUCGAUAGCAAUGCUGCAUUGUGUUUUGUUUUCCUUUUGCCUUUGCAAAUGUUUGUAUUUCAGGUAAAAUGACAUGGAGUGUGGUGUGCAAGGCGGAAUGCUAAGCGUGCCACCAGGGGGUGAUAAUGGCCCCCAACCAACCCUACCGUCGACGUCACUGUUUGCACCCCCUGACACUGAUCAGGCCCAAUUUGAAGCUGACAAGAGAGCAGUUUACAAGCAUCCCUUAUUUCCCUUGUUAGCCCUUUUGUUCGAAAGAUGCGAAUUAGCGACCCAGUCGGCCGAUUCUCAGUCUAGCGAUGCAUUUAAUUUAGACAUUCAGGCGUUUGUUCAGCAUCAGGAACGGGAUAGGAAACCGUUUUUAGCAAAUGAACCCGAAAUAGACGGUUUAAUGAUCAAGGCGAUUCAGGUGUUACGAAUUCACCUUCUGGAACUGGAAAAGGUCCAGGAAUUAUGCAAAGACUUUUGCAAUCGAUACAUUACAUGUUUAAAAGGUAAGAUGCAGUCGGAAAACCUCCUUCGCUCCGACUAUCCCCAAGGUCCCACUGUGAUGAAUGGAAACUUGGAAACUAACAACAACAGCAUGCUGUCCCACGGGAACUCCGACAGUGGUUCAAAUUCGAACAGUCCCGUUCAGUACAACAGUGUGAACAAUAGUCAAGUUGUGUCGGCCCCAGGCGGUACUCCAACUCCCAUGGACCGUCCAGUAGAGGGGCACAACGGUUUCGGAGGUGGCCUGCACUAUUCUUCGACCCCUACACCUCCCCUUCAACAGCAGCAGCAGCAGCAGCACACUCCUUCCACCUGCAGCGAUCCCCUAGUGGUUCACGGGUCUACCCCGUUGUCGCAGAUAGGGGCGAACGUGUGUCCUCCACCGCCUCCUAGUGAUAGCUCGGGACAGGUUUCGCCCGCUCCAACAACCCCCGGCGGCUCCGAGGAGUGUGACAGCGAUUUUACCUCGCGAAUCGGGAGGAAACCGAAGAGGGGCGUUCUACCGAAACAGGCGACUAGCGUUAUGAGGUCGUGGCUGUUUCAGCAUCUCGUGCAUCCCUAUCCAACGGAAGAUGAGAAGAGGCAUAUAGCUGCUCAAACGAAUUUAACCCUGCUCCAAGUGAAUAAUUGGUUCAUUAACGCUAGGAGACGCAUAUUGCAGCCCAUGUUGGACGCAAGUGCCCCUAGCGAUAAUGGUAACAUAGGGACGUCACCCGUUCAUAAAAAGAAAAAGGUCCAAAACAAUAACCGUCGAUUUUGGCCUCAAGACUUCUCCGGGAUGCAACCCCAAUUAGACAGUGGUAUUCUGUCCAGUUCCGAUGACGAGGGUGAUUCGUAUAGCAGCGACGGGGAUGAGGGUAGUCUGGUAAUAGAUUCCGGCACCACUCAAAACAACGACGUCACCCAAAACGGCCACCGGGACGUAGACACGUUGACCUUUGCGAAUUCCGACUCGGAAAGGUCAUAAGCUAACGUAAUAAUAAAAGAGACAUUGGUAUCUAUCGAAAAUGAUAUACAUACAUACAUAUAAUCGGUUUACUAUUUCGACGAACCUCGUAUACGUAAUAUAUACCUCAUUUAGAAAUGUGCGGUUGAUACCCCUUUGGGAUCGGCCGUCGAAUUUUCAAGUAUACUACCCCUCGUGAAAAACACUGACCCAUUCCAGUAUUAAACAAAAAGAGUUCUUGUAAAUUAUUAUACGAUUAACUGUAAGUAUAUAUACGUAAAUAUUUUUAAUGUUUGUUACUGAUGUUCGGUCAUCUGACACUAGGAAAGUUUAAUUUAAUCACGGCAGGCGACGAUGCGUAUUUAAAUUAAACUGAUAGUUGGCUUGAGCGUUGCUCUUGAUGUGUAACCGUUCAAAAAAUAGUCAAAUUUCUUGUUUGACAGGCCCCGCGUCUUCCAUACAAACAACAGUCUUUUGUUAUUCGACUGUUUUUGUCACGCACUUUUGUUUUGUUUUUUUAUUACUGCAUUUUGAAAGAGGUUGUCAUAUGUCUUUCUGGUUUAUUUUUGGUGAUCGCUGCAUUUUAUUCUAUUAGGUAAAUUCAUUCCAAAAAAUAUUUAUUUUUGUUAUAUAUCAUAAGAAAGAUUAUUUUUUGAACUGAAUACGUUUGUAUACACACGUGGAACUUAUAUACGUAAUUAAACAAUAAAUAAAAAUUUUUCCAUCCAAUUUACUUUGAAUAACGAAAAAUAUAAUAAUUAUAUACAUGUGAAAAUAUUUUUCUUUAUAUGUAUCUAUAAAAAAAAGCUUAAAACACAUUACUGUUAAUGUAGGUCGUCUUCGCGAAAAUAUGUAUUUUAAGAGUUUUUACUGUGUCAUAUUUUCAGCUGACGACGAUGAGACAAAUUUUUCGGAUAUCUAUAUACAAGAACAAUUAUAUUUUGAGCUCACCAUCACUUGUUAUGCUUGAAAAGACAUAUUUAGAUUUUUUAGAUACCAUAGUAGGGAUCGUUUGCAAUUUUUAAAUAAAUAAUUGCAACAG